UCUUUCUAAUUUUACAGUCGGUGUGAUUUCAUGCAUGGAGCUAAGCAAAGCUCUGCUAAAACGGGGGUAGUCAUAACGAUACAGUCAGUCAGUGAGAGAUGUGUUACUCACACACCCCUUCCCUUCUGUCUCCAGGGCCCUGAUGAUUUUGGCUGGGUUGCAGAAACCGCAGGCACCUUUGGAGAUUUAGCAAAUUGCGCUCCCCUCUAGGCCCCGGAAAGGCAGCCGCGAGGGGGAGAAAAGGGGCAGGCUUUUCUAGACGGCGGUUUCUUUUUCUGCUGGGGCUGAGCUCAGAAGGGGUGUUUAGAAAGAAAAAGAAAAGUCCAGCGCAGAGUGUCACCGCUUCUUCAGAGGCUCCAAGAAGGAGGAGGAGGCUGUACACGCUGAAGGUCUCCGAGGGAUAGGAGUGGCGGAAAGCCAAGCAGCCGGCUCCGUGCAGCGUCCUUCCCCAUGAUCCCGUCCAGCAGGGCUGCGACUUUAAAGGGAUUCACUCGAGGGGACGCUCGGAGGGAGCCCGGACGGCAGGGACUUGUCCCCGUAGGAGGCCGAGAGGCGUGAAGGAGGACCCCCCCUCCCGCCCGCCACCAUGCCCAGGUCCUUCCUGGUGAAGAGCAAGAAGGCGCACAGCUACCACCAGCCUCGGGCCCCCGACGGCGAGUACAGCCUCAGCCUGGAGAGCGUCCUGGCGCAGAUCUGUGCAGACACUAAAGUUUCGGGGGAAAUGAAUCUGGGCUUCUCUGAAUCGGAACACCCUCCGGGACGGUUUUCCCCGGAAUCUCAGCUGCCCGACGGGGCGGACGGGACCUCGGAGUCGGCUCCCAGCUGUGAGGGCAGCGUCUGCGACAGAGCCGCGGAGCUGGAGGAUUUCUGGAGGCCGCCCUCUCCCUCCGCCUCACCAGCUUCUGAACGCUCCAUCUGCCCUUCCUUGGAUGAGACUUCCCCCUUCUCAGUGCCCUUAAAACCCUAUGCAUGGAGUAGCCUGGGAAGUUCUGAGCUGAGACAUUUGGUACAAAGCUACAGGCCCUGCCCAGCUCUGGAACGUAGCUCAUCCCUCGGUCUCUUCUGCAAGCGUGGGUCUGAGUCCACUCUUUAUGGAACGGAGCGCAGCUCAGCUCUGGGACUCUAUGGUGACUUUGGCUCCCCUGGACUAUUUGAGCGGCCAGCAGCCCCUGGAAUCUACGUGGAGUCCCCACCUGGACACCAACAAGAGAAGAGCACAAGUGGCAUCAAACUGGAAUCGGAGCUCUUCUGUCGCCCUCUGCUGAGCAGUACUGGAUCCUACAAGUGUGUCAAAUGCAGUAAGGUCUUCUCCACCCCACAUGGUUUGGAGGUGCACGUCCGUCGUUCACACAGUGGUACCAGGCCCUUUGCUUGUGAGAUGUGUGGCAAAACCUUUGGCCAUGCAGUUAGCUUGGAGCAGCAUAAAGCUGUGCACUCACAGGAGCGCAGCUUUGACUGUAAGAUCUGUGGUAAGAGCUUCAAGAGAUCCUCCACCUUGUCCACCCACCUCCUUAUCCACUCAGAUACCCGGCCUUAUCCAUGCCAGUACUGCGGGAAGAGGUUUCACCAGAAAUCCGACAUGAAGAAGCACACUUUCAUCCAUACAGGUGAAAAGCCCCACAAGUGCCAGGUGUGUGGCAAAGCUUUUAGCCAGAGCUCUAACCUCAUCACCCAUAGUCGGAAACACACUGGUUUCAAGCCCUUCGGCUGUGAUCUGUGCGGUAAAGGCUUCCAGAGAAAGGUGGAUUUGCGGAGACACCGGGAGACGCAACAUGGUCUGAAAUGAGAGCCUUGGGGACUUGGGAAACAACAAAAACACUAUUUGAACAGACUUCUUCUUCUUCUUCCUGGUGGGCUGCCCUUCUCCUGUCCCUGCCUCUGUUCUGGUUCAUCAGCCUGCUUCCUGCCAUAUCUUCACUAAACAGGAAGUCAAGGCAGACUGGCCAGCAUCUUGCAGAACUCAACCAAAACAGGUCUUGGAAUGAAAAUAGAAUGCCAAGGCUGAAGGAAGGUGGGGGUGAAGCCUCUUUUUCUCUGUGUCUCUUUCCCUAAAAUUAAACACUGGAAAAAUUAUACGCACACCCCACCACCUUGAAGUUCCAAACACCCUAUAUGGAUAAGCUACCUGGUGCCUGUGAACCAGGAAGUCCUUUCUUUUCAUGAAUUCCCCAGUUAGCCUUGGUUUUUUGAAAGUUAAUUUUCUAGGAAACCUGAACUACAUGAGUUUACAUGGUAAACACACUGUGCAGCUUGACAAAGGAGAGAACAAGUAUGCCUGCUUUUGUACAACAUACCUAUUAAAAUAGGUUUUACUUAACUAUUUCUAUUUGGGAGCUCUAGGCCUCUUUUUCAGAGUGAAAAGAUAUAAAACAUAUGAGUUUUAAAUCUGUUUCUGAUUAUGUAUUCCCCUUCAAUAAUGUGGAGAUGGUCAGGCAUGAGUUCGAAACUUGUGAGUAACAGAGAGGUCAAUCUUAAGAGUGUCUUUCAGAUUCUUUCAGAGUGUUUGAUUGUUCCUACAUUACAAGAUGUCUAUCUAUGGCAAUUUGCCUUUCAAAAGUCAGGUUGGGAAAUGUAACGAAAGCAAUAGUCUGAAUUUACUCACACAGGUUUUGUUUGCCAACUCCUAGCCUGAAGGGGGCUUUUUGGUCUUCCGUAGAGAUGUGAAAUGGAGGCACACAGCAGGUGAUUCUCCUCUCACUGUAGUCAUGCUGCAGUGAUGAGAGAACUCAUGAAGUGCCAUAAGUGUGAUGCAAAGCUAGCUUUCAGCCACAGUUGCAACCCCAUCUGCCACCAUGUCAAGCACCUUGGCUCCAAAGGUGUGUGGCAAGGAAUUGUUAACUCUUUGGGAAGCAACGGGAAGCACAGGGACAUCUGAUAGGAGAGGUCAAGUGAGUUGAAUGCUCUUAGCCUUUUUGAGCUGCAUGCGGGGAACCUUCAUCGUCUUCUCAUAAAUCUGUACUGCAAUCGGCCUAUUUCCAGCCAAAUGCUCCCGGGUCCCAGACUCAGGACUGUGGUACUCUGUGAAGUAUUUUUCUUUCACCUGAGGGAAAGAGAUGGCUACUUCAGCCAUACACCGUACAGACUGAAUCCUGGUUUAAGCUUGGCUAGUAUUGGCUGAAAAAAACUGGAGACCAGCUAUUUCCCAAUUCAACAUUUUUAUGCUGUUGCAUUAACACUGUGUCCAAGAUCAUCCACAUUUCCUCCAAAUUUUUAGUCAUAGUUGCACACUUCUGUCAUGUAUUCAAUGGAUAAAAGCCCCCUUCAAGCCAGGAACAUGUGGCUUUGUGGAGAAGAAGGUGCUCCUCUAUGGAGUCUUCCAGGAGUUUUCAUCUGUAAGUCCUGAUUGUCACACAGGUUUGUGUACACAUAUGGCCCUUACUUUGCAAAUGUCAGGAAGGAAACAGCUUGUGAAGAACUCAGAAGGAAGCACCAAACAUAUAGCAAACUAUAUUGUAGUAGUGUAAACUAAUAUGGUAUGCCCUUGAGGUGAAAAGGGCAGAGCUAAGGAGCAUAUACUGAUUUUCCUUCCAAAAUGCCAUUAGCAUUCUAAGACCAAAGAAUGAAGAGGUGAGAAAUAGCUGAUGAGCUUCUGAUACACUGGUUUGAAUAUUUGGGUUAUUUACUCUGAAUGGUCUUGUGCCUGGAAGAACCCAGGAGCUAGCAAUGGUUUGUAAUAAUAUGAAUUUGCCUUAACUAAUCUUGUGCAUACCUCAGUGGGGGAGAAAAAUACUGUUUUUACUUUAUUGGUAGGAUUGUAAAUGCUUUUAUUUAGAUUUGACAGAGUGUCUUAUGUUCGUUGUUGCAUAUUUAUUGGAAUAAUGUUUUAAAUUAAUAAAGUACUGAGGAUCUUCA
Molecule: messenger RNA, 3852 nt
Organism: Hemicordylus capensis (graceful crag lizard)
Lineage: Eukaryota; Metazoa; Chordata; Lepidosauria; Squamata; Cordylidae
Gene: GFI1
Product: growth factor independent 1 transcriptional repressor
Exons: 8
Coding region: 587-1786 (399 amino acids)
Biological process (GO): regulation of transcription by RNA polymerase II
Cellular component (GO): nucleus
Molecular function (GO): DNA-binding transcription factor activity, RNA polymerase II-specific; RNA polymerase II cis-regulatory region sequence-specific DNA binding
Source: RefSeq, a predicted model, not a curated record